Molecule: messenger RNA, 2270 nt
Organism: Aspergillus pseudonomiae
Lineage: Eukaryota; Fungi; Ascomycota; Eurotiomycetes; Eurotiales; Aspergillaceae
Product: cysteine protease ATG4
Exons: 5
Coding region: 707-1918 (403 amino acids)
Molecular function (GO): protein-phosphatidylethanolamide deconjugating activity
Source: RefSeq, a predicted model, not a curated record
UAUCGGAUUUUAGAUAGCUAUCGUCUCUAGUUAUAGAUAUAUUGGGGUUAUGAAAGUGCCAUUUUCUAUCCAUGGAAUACUGAGAUCGAGCCGCUUACCAGUACUGACGGAACUUAUAACAAGUCACUUCAAGCUUACUAAGUACCGAGCUACCCCCGACACCCCUCUUUUCAGAGUAGAAAAACAAUGAAAGGAAUAGGAGUGGUAAUUAAAAUAAUAGAUAGUCUGGGCAUGAUUGGCAUUUCAAUGUCCGACACGCAACCACCUCUCCUCAGAUCAGUCUGUACACGUGUUGGUUACUAGUAUGGUCUAGCAAUGACGUUUGCAUGAUUUGGGAUGGGUAGUUUGUGUAGGUAUCUCGUGACUGGUGCAGUUGUGGCCCCUCCUCAGAUCAUCAUAGGAUGGAAGUUUCUUUGAGUAACUAUCACUAGUAAUUAUCACUUAUAUGCGAUACUGUCCUUGUCUGGUAUUUCCUGUUGUGCUUGCUUUCGGGCCAUUUUGAGAUACUUCUUGGGCCAAGAAGGCUAGUUACAUAUACCUCCAGGUGCAUGUGUAUAAAAUAUAUAUAUAUAUGUAUUUAACCAACUGUACUUCACCACCUAGCCAACCACAAACCGCCAGUGAACGUCACCUCAACAACCACAAUACCCAGAAACAAAUACCAGCAGUACAGCCGUCCCAAACACACUGAUCACACCCCAAAAAGAUGAACAGUGUAGACAUAGGGCGGUGCAGCAAACGCAUUGUACAAUACCUAUGGGAUCCCGAGCCCAGGAAUGAUCAAAAGCCAGAUGCCUCUAUCUGGUGCUUGGGAGUAGAGUAUGCCCCGCGGUUUAAGAAAUAUGCAGCAAACAGAACACCCGAUAGGGAUGAGCCUGACGCUGGAACAAACACCAUAGACGAUGUAACAGAACAUGGAUGGCCAGAAGCAUUCGUCUCGGACUUCGAGUCGAAGAUCUGGAUGACAUAUCGAUCUAAUUUCCCCCCAAUACCAAGACCGGACAACGAUGAAGCGAAUCAUCCGAUGACGCUAACUGUACGCCUGAGAACACAGCUAAUGGACCCUCAAGGCUUCACUUCAGACACAGGCUGGGGUUGCAUGAUCAGAUCAGGGCAAAGCUUGCUAGCAAAUGCAAUGCUUACAUUGUGCCUAGGCCGUGCCUGGCGCCGCGGGGAUAAAUCGGAAGAAGAGGCCCAUCUACUAUCUCUAUUUGCUGAUCAUCCAGACGCGCCCCUCUCGAUACAUCGAUUUGUCAAACAUGGCGCCGAGUCAUGUGGUAAACAUCCUGGGGAGUGGUUUGGACCGUCAGCAACCGCUAGAUGUAUAGAGGCUCUCUCAGCACAAUGUGGAAACAUAGCGCCCAGAGUAUAUGUCACAAACGAUACCUCAGACGUCUACGAAGAUAGCUUCUUGCGAGUGGCUCGCAGUGGUUCGGGCAGUAUACAACCCACAUUAAUACUGCUAGGGACUCGGCUAGGAAUCGACAACGUCACGCCAGUGUACUGGGAGGGACUCAAAGCUGUCUUGCAAUUGCCACAGUCGGUAGGCAUCGCAGGGGGUCGUCCUUCCGCGUCUCACUACUUCAUCGGCACGCAAGGCUCGCACCUCUUCUAUCUUGAUCCCCAUACCACGCGUCCCGCACUCCCAUACAGCACUGGUGGUAGGUUCCCCUCCAAGGAGGAAAUCAGCACAUACCACACUCGCAGACUCAGACGCAUUCAUAUACAAGAUAUGGAUCCAAGUAUGCUAAUAGGCUUCCUUGUGAGAAAUGAGGAUGAUUGGGACGAUUGGAAGGGGCGCAUAGGCUCAAUGAUGGGAAAGCCAAUAAUACAUGUGCUCAAGGGAGCGGAAACUACUUACAACCAAGGCAGAAGGGAGGCACUCGAUGAAGUCGAGGCGUUGGAUGACGCUGAAUAAAACAAAGCGCAUGCGAGUGAAAGGCGCCACCCCGUUAGCCUCAAAGCAUCGAAGAGCAGAAUAUGUUAGAGUAAUUCAAAUUUCGAACCCUAGUCUGAAAGUUGCUACUGCGCAACCAUACCCAGGAGCACCGAGUUAUGUUACAACGCAUUCACGUCUCGAAUAAAACCAUGAAAAACAUUUGGCCCAAUGGGGAAAAACAAAGCCAUCCCGUGACGCAUUAAAAAUCCCGCGAACACCCUGUACCCACCACCUCAAACCAUAACAGAUAACGAGGUAGUAAAAGACAAUCCUGCAUAAAAGAAACAAACAAAAAAAAGAAAAGAAAACAGUUUAUUUGGCAGAAGAGGAG